CUGCGGGCUGCAAGGGAGGAGAAGCGGCGUCUUGCAACCCCCUCGGCUGGGCCCCGGGGUAAUUCGAUGCGGGCCUGGCGAGGCUCCCCACGCUAGACCGGGGCUCGCGUCUCGGCAGCCUCCACCCACCGGCCCACCCUACAUUUAGCGCAUCAUGUGAUCCGGGAUCAAUGUGACUCCAGACACCAAUGGAUGAAUGAAUAUCCAUAUGAAGAGGAAAACAAUAAAGAAUAGCAACCCGUUUGGAAACAGAAUGUUAAUGCUUGAUGGGAUGCCGGCAGUCAGAGUCAAAACAGAGCUUUUGGAAUCUGAACAAGGGUCUCCAAACGUCCACAACUACCCCGAUAUGGAAGCCGUCCCCCUGUUGUUGAAUAACGUGAAAGGGGAGCCCCCGGAGGACUCACUGUCUGUAGAUCACUUCCAAACACAAACUGAGCCAGUGGACUUGUCCAUCAACAAAGCCAGGACAUCCCCCACCGCCGUUUCAUCCUCCCCGGUUUCCAUGACAGCGUCUGCCUCCUCACCUUCUUCAACUUCAACCUCCUCAUCGUCUUCUAGUCGUCCAGCCUCAUCCCCAACUGUUAUAACAUCAGUAUCUUCAGCAUCAUCUUCGUCAACAGUAUUAACUCCAGGGCCCCUUGUUGCCUCUGCAUCUGGUGUGGGAGGCCAGCAGUUUUUGCACAUUAUCCAUCCCGUACCACCUUCAAGUCCCAUGAAUUUACAGUCUAACAAACUGAGUCACGUUCACCGCAUCCCCGUGGUGGUACAGUCGGUGCCUGUUGUCUACACAGCCGUGCGCUCACCUGGAAAUGUGAACAACACUAUUGUAGUGCCGCUUUUGGAGGAUGGAAGAAGUCAUGGCAAAGCACAAAUGGACCCCCGAGGCCUAUCUCCCAGACAAAGUAAAAGUGACAGUGAUGAUGAUGACCUGCCAAAUGUGACCUUAGAUAGCGUUAAUGAAACUGGAUCUACGGCCCUUUCCAUAGCCAGAGCAGUUCAAGAGGUACAUCCGUCCCCAGUAUCAAGGGUCCGGGGAAAUCGAAUGAAUAACCAGAAGUUUGCUUGUUCCAUUUCACCAUUUAGUAUUGAGAGCACAAGACGCCAGAGACGGUCUGAAUCCCCAGACUCCAGAAAACGGCGUAUUCACAGAUGUGAUUUUGAGGGAUGCAACAAAGUGUACACAAAAAGUUCUCACCUGAAGGCUCACCGGAGGACACAUACAGGGGAGAAACCCUACAAGUGCACCUGGGAGGGCUGCACCUGGAAGUUCGCGCGUUCGGAUGAACUGACGAGGCAUUACCGCAAACACACGGGAGUGAAGCCAUUCAAGUGCGCGGACUGUGAUCGCAGCUUCUCUCGGUCAGACCACUUGGCACUGCACCGCCGGAGGCAUAUGCUGGUGUGAGGAAUGCUGCCCGUCCAGCUGAGCGAGAGAGCUGGAUCUCGGAGCGGCACCCAGUUCAGCAGGGCUGAAUCCCCUUCACAGUGUUAACACAAAAGGGCAUCACCAUCCCACGAUGUCUGAAACCAGAGCAGGAAACAGAAGGAACACUUCUCCUUACAGUCUGAAGGUAAACCCCAUCGCGACUCCACGAGCAUCGGCCUCACGCUGGCCUGGGAGAUCGGUGGCACGAAUGCCGAGGAGACAGGCAUAGUAUCCCGUGCUGUGUACUCUGCCAUUUAAAGAUGUUUGUAGCUUGUACAUUUUCUGAGCUGUCAGACAUUUUGUUAUUGAUACUUUAAAGGUCACCUACCGCAAAUUGAUGGCUAGAGCGAGACCUUGUAAAUGGGGAUUAUUCUCCCAUCGUCCCACCCCCGAGUCCCUUUUUACAGAAAUUUUAGUUCCCAUCUGAGUAAGACAGAAUGCACCUCCAGUCUGUUACCAGCAAGCAGCAUGAACGUAGGCAAGAAGAAGGUGUUGGAGAGGUUCCGUGACCUGAAGGGAAGGGGCACCUGGGCAGCCCUUCGCAAUAGCAGUGGCCGCAGCUAGAUAUCGCCCGCGACUUGUCACUAUGCCAUGCCCGGAAGAAACCCGACAUUGAACCUUUCAUUUGUUUGUUGUUGAUUGUUUCUGUUUUGUUUUGAUUCUGUUUUGUUCAUCUGUCCGAGCGGAGGGGCAGCGACACUUCGCUGGGAGUCCAGCCCCGGUGUCCGCCCUGGCACGGACCGGCACGGAGCUGUCCUGUAGUUGAAUAGGAAGAGCCUGUCUAAAAAAACUACUGCCCCACUUCAAAUUGCAGUGUUCUGUCACCUAGGCAUCAUCUCUUCCUGGCCCUAGUAUUUGAUUACAAGGAAUCAGGGGGGAAAGAAAACUUUCUUAGACACACUGGCACCAAGGGAAGAAGAGGUGGGGCUGCCCAGGCAAAGUCAGUGAACAUGAAAAAUCAGACAAAGCAGAGAUGGAAAUAAUGCGCCUCUUGAGGAGAAAAGCAAUAAUGAAUAAAAGGACCUUCCUACAAUAACUUCACUGAGGACUCACGUUACCAAUUUUCAUCCUUACUAAAGGGAUUGUAAGAAACACCCCAACAUUUUAGAUGUCUUGGUUACAUUUCCAGCACUGAGGUAAUCUUUCUGCUGUUUGUUGCCCUGCUUGGUCGACUACCACAAUUAAAGAUUAUGCUCCCCUUUGCUUGUUUGAAAACGGUUAUUUGGCGACUGGAAAGGCCAGGGAGGCAGGGCAGGGAAUUAACUCACAGGUUAAUGGGUCAGCCCUCCUUGGAAGCGAGGCAGUGGAGAGGGAGCACUCCCCGAGGAAAGCCUGACACGGUGCUAGUUUCCUCCCUUGGAGAGCCAAGGGUCAGUGGCUCUCCAGCAGGUUCUUCUACACAGAUUCCACUUUCUCAGCCACACCAGGGCUCAGGGGUUCUGCGUCGGCCUCUGCAGGCAUGUGGAGCCCACUCAUCCUAGGCUGAGGGUGAGAGGAAAUUGCAGUCCCAUCAACCCCCGAAAAAUAGGAGCCUUUUUGGCAGUUAGCAAAUUAUAUAGUAAACAAAGCAAUACAUCACCAACAAGCAUUCUCUCAGAAAAAUUAUCUUAUUAUUUUCCCCACUAAAAGCUGUUUUUUCAGCUUUAUGUGGCUAAGGGGCUUGGUGAGGUUUUUAGUUAUUGUUGUUAAGAUUUUUUAUAGCUUAGAUAUAAAUGUUACCAGCAUAUAGCUAGACCUUUGCAGUAUACUUUAAUUACAAACACUUGAUUUUGGGAAUCGCACAAAUUAACCUCACAAUAUUACUAGCUCAGUUUUAAAUGUUUGAAUAUUAUGAAAUAAUUUACAGUUGCAGAAUUAUCCUUUUUAGAAUCAUCUUCUAAUUCAGAUAAUCUUAUUCUGAUGAAGCAAGAACUAUAAACCUUGAAACAAAGACAAUUUCUGUUGGAUGGUAUUAAAAGAAAUUUUUUUUAAUCAUUCAAGCAACAGCAUAAUGAUUUUCAGGUCAAAUUCUGUCUUCAGAAAUAUGUGUUCUGCAUUUUCUGCCAGGUCUGAAAAAUUCAUCAGCAAUUUUUUUCUCCAACAAGGGCUGCAAUUCGAUUGAUAAAUAGCUUCUUUAGCUACACAAUCUACUACCCACCAAGCACUGGGAUUUUUUUUUUUUUUUACCAACUGGAAAGUUUUUUUAUCUGUACUGUAUGUAACUCCUCUUCUCCUGGCCUGUGACCAUCGGGAAUGAAAAAAAUGGUUUCUUGACGCACGCCAGCAUUGGUCAUGGUUAUUGGUCAGCAGCACAGAACAGACUGGUGCACACAGUCAGGGAACUCUCUUCACCAGCCCCAAAACCUGGUUGGCAGGCAGUAGGUGCAUCGCUCAGGUGAAGUGUAGACUUGAUUUAAUUCUGUCUGCUCAUGAGAGGAGCCAAUCCUGUUCUGUGCUGAGAGAUGUCUUGAGAGUGUUACAGGUAGAAAUGGUUUCUAGAAUUCAUAGAACUGACAGGCAGUGGGAGCUUCCUGAGUGACAGCUUGAUUUAAAUUUAGCACCGAACUACAUGAGCUGCUCCUCUCUAAUAAUAUGGGAAAGAUUCAGGAAAGUGAGUUUUUCUUCCUCAUCCUCUGAAAGUGGAAACCAGGCUGAGACAGUACGUUGACUGAGAAAACCCGUCAGUGUUCCCCCUUUGACUUGUCCGUUCUUCUACGGCGGGACCCAAGCACAAGGAGUGAAUGAGUGGCUGGUCUAUCCCCAGGACUGAAACUUACUUGGGGCUUGUCUCGGGACAUAGCAAAUGCUCUUUGUUAAGUUUUCUACAGAUGAUUUCCCAUGGAAAGGAAAGUAGUUUGGGAGAGGAAGAACGGAAUUCUUAAGUGGGAAUAUCUUUAGGCAUAGAAAAGCCUCCUCUGUUUUGUCUUCUGUCCACUGUAGCCUCUUUUUCAAAAGCACAGUAGAUGAUGAACAACAGCAAAGUAGUAGAAUCCAGGGGACUCAUCAGAAGUUCCCUAACUAGCAGCAUUCUUCGGUUUUAAAGUUGCAGCUGUUCAGUCACUUUGCAGAAGGACAUGUGCAUGUUUGGGAACUUCCACCCAUGUGGCGCAAUGGCUUGAGAAGCUGCAGUAAGCCUAUCUCUUUGCAUUGUGGAGAUGUGAGUUCAAGGGGGUUAAUAUUAUCUGCAAAGUUAUAAGGUUCAGGCUUUAAGGUUUAAAUAGAUUCCCCAAUCUGAAGGUGUUAGAAAAAAAUUCGCACUUUCGCAUCAUCCUCCAGCCCCAUCCUGUCAAUUGUGUGUGGAUUCGGAGAAGCCCGCUUGAUAACUUGUCUUGUGUUCUGAAAUUCCUAAUGGCUUCACCGUGAAGGUCAUACUGCUGCCUGGCGUCACUUCUGCAGAACACUAUAGGACAUUUAUUAAAAAAAAUAGUUGAAUAACAGUAACACAAACCACAUUGGGGGGGGAAGAGCACUUUUUUCACUUUAAAGUUGAAGUGGACAAUAGGAAGAGGAUUUUCAAGGGGAGAAAAUCUUACAAAAAGCCACCAUGUUUACAGUGCCAGUUGCAGGUUAGAAAGGCCAUCCCCUUAAUGGUUGAAAUUUGAAUAGCUCACGCAAAGCUUGUGGUCAUUUUUAUACAACUUUUUUUAACUUCAAAUUGCCAUUUGUGUUUUCAACAUAAGUGUAAUCCCACACUUUGAAAUCAGUUCAUUAGAAUAAUAACAUGUAUAUGGAUAAAGGUGUAGUAUUCCUUAUUCUGUACUUUAUUUAUUAUACUUACCAAAGCUGCAGUUGAAUAAAGCCGGAGAGGUGAGGCCUUCAAAUGUAUUAAUACGCCUUUGUUAUGUUGUUAUGACUGCUUAGAAAUGUAGCCAUAAUGUUGUUAUAAAGGUGUCUUAACAUUUAUAGUAAGGAUUGACAGAAUUUCAGCAGUGUUAAGAAUACCAGCAUCCAUGAUAUAUUGAGUUAUAGCCUUCAUAUAAAGGACCGAACAUGAGGUAACUCUUACGAAUCAUAAAUAGGCCCAGGAAGCCUUAAUACUCAUAGUCCAUAAUCCAGUCUCAGAUUUUGCUUUUUACUGAUCUAAUGCCUGUAGAUUUAGGAAGUAAAUGUAUCCUCCAACCUCAUUGACCAGCUCUCUUCCUUCAGUUUUUCUGAGGUAGUGUAUCUCAUUACAAAAAUCUUUCACUUUGAUUUGGUUUUGUUUGAAAAUGAGGUUCUGUAAGUGGUGUCUUCCAUAUUACAUUUCUACUUAUCCCUACACUGCCGCCUACUGACCAUCCCGGGCACCGCCAGUACAUGCUCACCUGUACGCACACCUGUAUAUGCAGCAGCCAGGGGGCUCCUGAAUAUCAACAACCACCUUUUUUUAAAAGAAUGAAUUUGUAAUAAUCCAUGCUGUCUACAAAUGUAAGUUAUUUACCUUAUUAGGGAAUCAGCUUAUAAUGCUAUAUAUGACUUUGCCUGCAUUUUAUAGUUAAGAAGUGUACAUAAAGAUUUUAAAUGCUAUAUUUUCACAGGUUCAUUAUAGAGUAAUGUCUGUUUAGCAACCCAUGUCCAUUGGUACUUUAAAUAUGCUAAAUGCUGUGCAAUUGCGAUAGAAAUUCAGAUUUUCAUAAGAAAAUGAAAUUGAGGAUACUGCAUCUUUAAAAAAAAAUCGAGUGAAGCUAUUUUAUUGUAUUCGUAACCUAUGUGAUAAUGGAAAAAGUAUUUUCAAACUCACAAAUUUUUCAGAGGUUGUAAAUAGUUUGAUGAAGUAUGUCGGGGAAAAGAGCUUCUAGUUUUCAUCACAAUAAAAAAAGAAAACCUGUUCAGAUAUGCCUUGUAUGUCUCACACACAGUCAGUGGUGUCGCCACGGAACCCGCUCCCACUGUCCCACAGCACAGCCGUCGUGCGCUGGUGGAACGGAGUGGCCACUUGUCUCAAGUUAGCCAGGGUGGUUUAAAACACAGUGAAGUCAUUUUAAGUUGCAGUCAGCUGAUUCCAAACUCAAAAUGUCUUUACCUGAAAAGGGGGAAACAGCUGCACAGGAUUUUACUUGUGCUAAAGAGAAGCAUCGAGCAAUUGUUCCCUUUCCUCAGUUAUCUUCCUCCUCAGCCAAGUAGUUCUUGAUGAAAAACAAAACAAAACAAAACGAACAACAAAAAAAACCUGUACAGUGUUUAUUCAUGUUUAAUUCCAGGGGGAGUACUUUUAGGAGUAGCUAAGUGUUGACAAGAUUAAGUGUUAUGGAUACGGCCACGUGUUUAAAGGAAUCUAUACUGGCAAUAGUAAUAAGCUAAUGCCCAUUUCCAGAAAUGAAUUGAAAGCUGAAAGUGCCUGUCAGUGAACAUUAUGACCAAUGAGCUAUCCCUAAACUUUACACAGCAAUAAUUCCUCUUCGGACUGGGUUUUUCCUCUACAUUUGGGAACACGUGUGCAUAUGCACAUAGUAAAUUGGAUCUGUUCACACACCCACAAAACACUCUUGGGGCUUUUGAAGUAUGCCCCAUCUUGUUUACGUGAGCAUUUAUUAAUUUAAUCUUACAUACAGAAUGUAAGAAUGCCAAUCUGAAUAUUAAAGUUGCCUUCAACAUACACUAGGGCAUAUGGCAGUUAAAAUUUUGAGAUAAAAACUUCACUGUGAUUUGCCGCAGACUUAGGAAGCACUGAGGAGGCCUCAAAAAGUUUUGCUUAGUUAACAAAAGACAAUGUGUUUAGAGUAAAACACUAGAAACAUUUGCUUGUCUUACUUUAUUUUCCCCACCAAUAUCAAAUGCAUGAAUCCAUCUUUGUUUCCCCGUGUCCCUGAUAUUUUCUGUUUUCAUCCAGGAGCCAUUUUGGAAUGAACAUCGACACAAUCGUUUAUCCCUAAAAGGUCUACAGGAGUGUAACUGACAUUUAGUAAGCCAGCCUUUAACCAAAGUUUGCAGUUAGUCCUGGAAAUUUCCAGAUACACAUUUAGAACCUGACAACCUUUUCCUAUAAUUAUUUACUGCUGAAAUUGGAGUCAUGAAUAGAAAUAUACGACAAGAUUUUAUGGAUAGACAAGAGCCCUGAAACUCUCCAGCCCUGCCAUCUCAGCACAGAUCCACCCAAACAAGCUACUGAGGGCUCUCGGCAAAAUUAUACUCCUUCAGAGCCAAACAUUUGGUCAGAGUAAUUGAGCAAGUAUAAUGGUAAUUAAACACUCGGGCUUUAGACAGUGGGGACAACCAGGGUGGACAGUGUUCUCUAGAACCAGACCCCAGGCCGAGAAAGCCAUCUGGCCUUCCCUCCUCCAGGUUUCAGAAGGGAGAAGGAGAAGGAAAUGAGCCAGGACGGGGUGUGAAAGAGCCGACUAAGUGUCAAAGGAAAGCUGCUGGGUUCCUUACCCUCGCUGAGUCAAGUCUCCUGACUGGGCUGCUUUCUGGGAGCUGUCAGGAAGUACUCAAGGAACCUGAAAGGUCAAAAUUUAGCAAGCCAUCAAAUAAUGGCUGUGUAUCAAAUGCUUGCGAUGUGCCAAGCACUGUACUGGGUGAUUAUUAGACACAUUACCUCUCAGGUGUACGACACGACAGUUCUACACGUUACGGCUGGGAGACUGAGGCGCAGAGGGAGUGGCUGAGUUGUCCUCCGACAGGGAGGUGGGGGUGCGAGGCUACCUGUCGCUGCCUCUGAAGCCCGUGUUCUUCCCACGCUGCACAUGUGCUCCCAGCAGCCAGCUUUCCCCAUCUGACUCUUCAGUAGUUUCUGUUGUGGAAGCGUAGUCAUCACAUUUUCCCAGUAAGAAACAGGGACCUGAUAGAGCACGUGAUUGGACAGUGGUCCAGAGGAUUUGAAAUCUGUCUUCUCCUCAAAACUCACACAUGAAGGGUCACUACAAGGGACUUACAAUAAGCAGGUGUCUCCCUGAACUUGUCCCUGUCCUCACACCACUGUCCUCCUAAAUGUGUGGCCUGAAGAUCCAGAUCAUCAGAACUCUUCCCUAUUUCAUAGCAUUUUAGCCGGAGUGGGUUUUUAUGAUUCUAUGUAUCUCUUUAGGCGUACUGAAAGCCUUUCCACCUGUGUAGCCCUGCCAGACUCUGCUGAAGGUGCAUCUGAAACUUUGACCUCCACAGAGCUGGUUGUUAUUAACAGAGCCCAUCCUUGGCCAUUGUUAAUGGGGUGGCAGUCGCCAACACUCAGGCGAUGAGCAAGGAGAGAUAACAGAUCAGUCCUUUUCAGAUUUCCCACCUAACGGCACCGCCUUGGACUGUUUUAAAUAAUCUUAUAAAUAAUUUGUUUAUAGUAUUGUUAGUUUAAUUGAAUUUUUGGUGAGAAGCCGGCCAACAUUAGAGAGAUGAAAUGCCCUCCUCCUUUUCUGUGUAGAACCAGGUCUCUGACAGUAUUGAUUCAUAGAAGUACUAAUGGACUUAGAAAACAUUAAGAGAAUGGCAUUUCUCAUGGUGUUUCUUUUUCUGAAAAUGAGUCUCCUGAAUUAUGAUCUUUCUCCCUGUUACUUGGCUGAGGGAAGAGAUCAGCCCGCAUAAACAAAUUCCCUUCUGUGCUGAAAGCCAGGGUUCCGCAUACACAGCCCACUUCGGGAAGGUUUCUCUUCUCAGUUAAUUGGGUUUCACAAGCAAUAAUUUCUCAACAACAAAACCACAACUUUCAGUGAGAUGAAAAGAGAUGAAUAGUGGAAAUACUCUCAUCAGUACCUUUUUCAUUCUAGACUCCAUCUCUAGAAAUUCAGAAUAUUUGAGACAAGAGAGUCUGCUCUUUGUGUAAAGCAAGAAUCACUGGCUCUUCGUAUGAAUUAUUCUAUCUUGCUUUUCCAAAGCAGGCUUACCGAGACUUUUACAGAGAUUGAUUUUUUUGUUGUUGAGAAAUGAGGGCGCAUAGAAGAGUAAUAGUAUUUGGGUCAAAUUCUAGUAAAAGUGCCCAAGUAAUCUCAAAGUAAGAUAUUUUAAAGACCUACCAACAUCUUUCCUUUCUGCUAAUUUCAUGCUCCAAAGAUACAGCAUAAAACAUUAUAUAGAAAAUGCUUUUGGCCUACUUGUGCUUUUAGUUUUCCCAGAGCAGAGUUUUGUAAUUACAUCCAGGCUUUAGUAUAUAUUUUGUUCCUCACACUUUAUUACAUUGGAUGGGUAUUGUUGAACUGGGGCACUGGUGCCUAUAUUCAAGGCUCUUUCCUAUCAACUUGUCUGUCCACAAUUUGUUGUGUUUUAAAUUCAUGUUUAAAAGCCACCAUCCCCCCACGGAGCGGUGGCUGUCUUGUUUUGUUCAUGUCUGUGGGACGCAUUGCAUCACAUGGCAAACCACCUCUGUGGAAGUGAGAUAGCUACUCACAAAACCAGCUUUGAAAACAUCGUCUUAUGUAUUAUGUCAUCCUACAUCAUUAAUGCAAUUAUGUGCAUCAUAACACAUUCAUUUUUCAAACAGAAGAAACCAGCAAAUUCAUGUUUGUCCAUAGAAGAAUGUACUCAGAACUUUCUGUGUUGUGAAACGAUGAGAACAGACCACCUUUAAGAUACCCACCUGCCACUUAAAAUGACUUAGUUAUAAUUAGUAGUAGUCUAGACAUUGCUUUCGGUGUGUGUGUAGGGGGGUAGGGGGGUCAACUCAAAUGUCAUAUUCUUUUGAAAAAAAAUCAGUCGCAUUUAAAAAAAAUAUGUGGGAAUAAAGAAAACCAUCAUCUUUGGCCAAAUCAAGCAGGCAUCUUUUUCCUUUUCCUUAACAUUUAGCUCAUUAUACAUGGUGAUUGGAUUAUAAAAAUCUAUCUGUGUGAAAGUACAAAAAUGUCCUUUAGGUUACAAAACUGUUAUUCCAGGCCUGAAGCCCCUGGACAGCAAAUUGAAUAGAUGUGCUGCAUCUGACCCACUUGGCGGAUGUAAUUUUACAAAAGACUCUUGGGUCUCUGGCCCCAGAGAGUCCGAGUGCCCAGAGGAGGGCCCGCGCGUUAAAGUGGAAACCCCACCCCCAGUGAUGCUGGCAAGCAAAUGUGUUCGUUUCUUAGAUCUUCAUUUGGUUUUCUGUUCAGAGUUUUCAUUACAAAUGAAUUUAUUUCUCCAGCUUAUCUAAAGAUCUAAUUUCCCAAUAGUUUCCUCUGCAUUUAUAUACUCUGUAGUGUGUAGGCAGACCCUGUUAUAAGUUUAUUAAGAUUAUGUAAGUGUUGUUCUUGUAUUUAUGUAUAGUGUAUGUAUUGUAAAUAUACUCAGAGCUUUUUUCCUUUUACUGUAAAAUGGUGAUUUUUUUUUGCCCUAUGAUGAUGUAAAGGGAUACCCCCAAUGAGAUUCUCUCAGAGGAUGAUUAUUCCAGUCUAUUCUCAGAGAUUUAAAUGAACAAGUGUUAUCGUUUUUAAUGGUGUCUCAGACAUAUUCUGUUGGUGCAUUGCUUUUCUGUAUUCAACUUUCCUAUGAAUUGAGCUGUGAACUGAAUAGAGUUUAAACCUUUAACUGUAUGCAUUUGUAUAAUUAUCUGAAUGAAGGCAUGAAGGUUAAAUAAAGCAUUUUGUAUGGAACAAAACUCCCUAAUUAUUAUUAAGGCUGACUCAGACACUUUGGAAAUCACAGUUAUUAACCAUCCUAAUUAAACCUUUGUUAUGAAAAGUUUUACCAUUUCUGUGUAGUAAUUUAAAACACAGAACUAGACUCUAUAUUUAAAAAUGCACUGGGUUUUUAUUUCAUAACAACCAGCACCCAAAGAGGGAUUCCUAACUUAAUAUUUUAAUGAAUGUAAAACUAAAAA
This is a messenger RNA of Phyllostomus hastatus (greater spear-nosed bat), 11090 nucleotides long. It is a transcript of the gene KLF12, whose product is annotated as Kruppel like factor 12. The transcript has 8 exons. Bases 197 to 1405 code for a protein of 402 amino acids. The record is from RefSeq and is a predicted model, not a curated record. Lineage: Eukaryota; Metazoa; Chordata; Mammalia; Chiroptera; Phyllostomidae. Gene Ontology annotation, molecular function: DNA-binding transcription factor activity, RNA polymerase II-specific; RNA polymerase II cis-regulatory region sequence-specific DNA binding. Gene Ontology annotation, biological process: regulation of transcription by RNA polymerase II.